AUGCAAUUAAUUCAUGCUCGGUUCUUACAGCGUACUCGUGCAUUCAGCCGUCGCAGUCUCAUUGCACCAUUCCAGUCAUUACCAUAUUCACCUAUCAAUGUUCAUCCAUCUCGACGCAAUUUUUCGUUCAUCGCCAUGUAUGCCACACCGAACGAAGCUGCGAUAGAUGACACGAAUAACAUCGACAAAGCAAAAUCGCGACUGGUUUGUGGUAAGUGCAAUGCAAUGCUGAGCAAUACAGAAGACUUGGUCUUUUUCAAGUGGAAAAAUGGGACUCAUAUCUCAAGCGCAUCAGGUGAACCGUUGAAAAACUUGCUGCCAGUUACAUCACCAGAUGAUAGAAAAUCGAGUUGGAAAAAGCACAAGAUGUUAUGUAUCAAUUGCAACUUUCAAGUUGGCACUUUGGCUCAAAUCUUUACGUCGGACAAAGUUUUAUUCAGCGCUUCCUGUGUAGCGAUACAAUUACCAGACGAUCAGUCUCCAUUAUUGUCACUAUCGGGCUAUCCUACCGCUUUUUUAAGCUUCUCGAUGUGGUCAGAACUGAUGCUCAUGGUAGAGACACAACCAAAGCUCAAGAAUUUGCUUCAAAUUCGCAGGCUGGAUAACAUUUAUUUGUGCAAUACCGAAAGUAUUGAAUUGAAUCGGAAAUUGCGCAUGGCUGGAGAUUUACAAGAAUUACUACGUAUAGUAGAUGAAAAUAUCACUGCGUUGAACCACGUUAACAUCAGAACAGCAAUUUAUUGUACAGAUCGAUUUACAUCGACUCGAAGUGCGCAAGCAAACUUUCUGACAAUUAGUACUAAUGUCAAGGUCAGUAAAUCUGAAGCAUCUCAAGAUGAUCUGCUGUCACUAUCAUCUCAAGCUUCGUUCCCAAAGUUGUCUGCCAUGCCAGAUGCCUUGGAUACGAAAAGAUUCAGGAAGCUAAUUGAUGAGACUGACAAGCUAGUGAAUUUUGGCAUUGCUGCUUUUAACAAAGGCAGUGCACUAAGCUAUUUCGCAUCUGCUUUAAAGAAGCUUGGUGUGGGGCGACUCUCAAUCUUGCAGCCAAUGGCUCUGCAAGUUAUGCACAUGCUUCAAUUAGAAAAGCCAGUAAUUAAUUCAUUAGAAGCAUGCAUUGUCGUUUCAGUGAUUGCAUACAUGCUGCCGCGAGAAAGUCGCCAUCAAGAAUGGGUUGGAGAUUUCUUGCAAGCAGUAAGCCAGAUGGUGCUGUCAGAAUUAGAUGAUGACAAGACGAGUGACGAGACCAAAUUGCAAGCAGCUCAAAAUUUGGUACCACUUGCCCAAUCGUUCUUGUUCCUAGAGCGCUUUGAUAGCGACUUGUUCCGUCGAACUUUCACGGAGAUGAACGCAGGAGCUUUGGACAAGCUUGGCAUUUCAUCAAAUAGGGCCAAGUGA
Molecule: messenger RNA, 1395 nt
Organism: Plasmopara halstedii
Lineage: Eukaryota; Oomycota; Peronosporomycetes; Peronosporales; Peronosporaceae
Exons: 7
Coding region: 1-1395 (464 amino acids)
Source: RefSeq, a predicted model, not a curated record